ACCACCUUUCACACCCAAUUCAAACCACUCUUCUUCUUCUUCGUCUUCUCCUCCUCCUUCGCCAUGAACCUAGAAGAGAAAGUCUCCAUGGAUUUGGUUCCACCAUCAGAGCAUCUCUGCUAUGUCCGAUGCAACUUCUGCUACACUGUUCUUGCGGUUGGGAUUCCAUUCAAGAGGUUGCUGGAAACUGUUACUGUGAAAUGUGGUCACUGCAGUAACCUGUCUUUUAUAAGCACCAGACCUCCACUGCAAGGCCAAUGUCUUGACCACCCAAUGAGUACUCUUCAGGAGAAGCAGGGGUUUUGCAAUGAUUUCAGAAAGGGCCAAUCCUCGUCAUCAUCCUCAUCGACAUCAAGCGAGCCAUUGUCCCCAAAAGCACCCUUUGUUGUAAAACCACCUGAGAAGAAACACAGGCUUCCAUCUGCUUACAACCGAUUUAUGAAGGAGGAGAUACAGCGCAUCAAAGCUGCCAACCCUGAGAUACCACAUCGAGAAGCUUUUAGCACGGCAGCCAAAAACUGGGCUAGGUACAUUCCAAAUUCAAACGUCGGUGCAGUUUCUGGGAUCAAAAAUAAUGUAAGAGGAUGAAGUAAAAUAUUUCCAAUCGACAAUGCAUGCAGAGACAGACAGGACAAUUGGAAAGCAUUUUAGCAUGCAAAUUAGAUCUUUAAUUUGAUAUA
Corylus avellana is the source of this 680-nucleotide messenger RNA. It is a transcript of the gene CRC, whose product is annotated as Plant-specific transcription factor YABBY family protein. The record is from RefSeq and is a predicted model, not a curated record. Gene Ontology annotation, cellular component: nucleus. Gene Ontology annotation, biological process: multicellular organism development; cell fate commitment; style development. NCBI's taxonomy places the organism in Eukaryota, Viridiplantae, Streptophyta, Magnoliopsida, Fagales, Betulaceae.